AUGACAGCCAUUUUCCUACUACAAAUCUGCUUCGUCGCUACUGUUUCUCGCACUCUCUUGAAUGACCACCAAAAACACCUAAACACAUACAAGGCUGUCGUCGCCAGAAGAACGAAUUCCGCUCACUCCUCCACCGCCUGGAGACAAAGGCACAUCCGGAAGGCCAGUAACGCCUCUCCCUCCCAUUCUUUGCUUAAGCGCCGCCGGUCAUACAACAUCGCCAACGCUCAAUUCUCCCGGGAGGCGUCACGCAACCGUUUUGCUCGUGCUGAGAUGCAGAGCACCCACGAGAUUCGCUGUCGUUCCUCUUCUGUGGUCGAGCGCCCGCCGGCGGACUCCGCGGCCACUACCACGACGGCUUUUACACCGCAACCCUUACUGCCCCCGAGACCUACCCAAUUCAAACCGUCAGAGAUGCACGUCGAGACUCUGAUAGGAGAGAUGGAGGAAGCACCCGGGGCCAUGACACCGCCUCCCCCAACCCCCUCGACACAAGACCGCCUUAACCGCGCGGCGCGGUCGAAUUCCAGUGCCUCUCGAAACACCAAUCGACUAUCGCUUACACUGCCAAUCGCUCCGCCGACCAGCGACCCUUCAAGGCCGGCUUCAGUUACGACCGCAUCGUACCCUCCCACGCCUGCCGACACCUCGGCUGUCACCUCCCCGUCAGACCCCAAUGACUUCAUCAUUGCGAUAGCAGCGCAAGAACGACGAGUAUUGGAGAUUCGCGAGGAGCUGGCGCGUGCGGAAGCUGAAUUGGCGAAAUUGAAGCACGACUGGACUGCCCAGUCAGCCCGGAGGAAGAGGGAUCUGCCACAGCGCCCAUUGGCGCCUCAGUUUGAGCCGUCGCUAUUGGACGAUGAUGAGGCAGCUUCCCGACGGAGUGUCGAGCUGGAUAGAAGGAAGGCGCUUCUGAGGGACUUGCAGGGACAGACGGGCCCCCGAGAAUACAGACGAAGAGUCCUUCGUGGCGGGCACACGCGGACUCUGUCAUUACUUUCGCCGACGAAACCGGAAGGCUUCGCGGUGCACGAAGACACCUCCAGUGUCAAGUCCAUGGAGCUUCGUUCCCCGGUCAUGACCCCUACCCAUCCUGCUCUUCCUAAGAGGGCUUCCUGGCAGCCGCGCACUUACAACACCGCUACACCUGGAGUGAAGCAGAUGGCUCAAGACUUUAGGGUAGGACUUUGGAGCUUCGUGGAAGACAUCCGACAAGCCACCGUUGGCGACGAGCCGAUUCAUGGCAUUUCCCGUCCUGGCUCGACGGACCCCACGGGGAAAAGAGUCGGCUCGUUCGGCGACCAGGACACGAUCAGGGCCCUCAACUCUCGUCCCAGAGUCCCAUUGAGCUCCGCUUUUGACUCGCCGAUCGACACCCCGAGCAAGUCGUCCAAGCCGUUGCAGGAACGUCCGAACCCGAAGCCGGCGACGAAGUCUACGACCAAAGCAAAGCACUUCUCGUGGACGCCGUUGACCUUUGACUCUUUUGACGAUGACUGGUCGAAUUGGGAUUCACCCGUGGUUUCUUCGGCCAAGUCCGCUCGCUGGAGCGGCUCGACCGUCGGCGGCGCAGAGGGACUUGCGUCCAUGUCUGAGAACAAGGAUGAGAAUGUGACUCCACUCAAGAAGAAGAUGCCCAUCACCGUUGACACCUCGGCCCGGUCUGACUCCCGCCCCGAGUCGGCUCUCUUGUCGCCUACCCAGCUCGGGGAGCUUCUGCCCACCGUAGUGAACAAACUCUCACCUGGCAACCUCAAGCGUACCGCCAACAACCUCAUGGACGAAUGGGAAAAGAGCCUGUCCCCGCCGCGACAGCAGCAAGACGAAGAGGAACAGCUGAUCGAUUUUCGGGAGACCACAGCCUGA
Messenger RNA from Colletotrichum gloeosporioides, 1866 nucleotides. RefSeq lists its product as uncharacterized. The transcript has 2 exons. The coding region runs from base 1 to 1866 and encodes 621 amino acids. The record is from RefSeq and is a predicted model, not a curated record. Lineage: Eukaryota; Fungi; Ascomycota; Sordariomycetes; Glomerellales; Glomerellaceae.